Molecule: messenger RNA, 883 nt
Organism: Danio rerio (zebrafish)
Lineage: Eukaryota; Metazoa; Chordata; Actinopteri; Cypriniformes; Danionidae
Gene: scamp4
Product: secretory carrier membrane protein 4
Biological process (GO): protein transport
Cellular component (GO): membrane
Source: RefSeq, marked provisional
AUCAAACUAUUUAGCGGUACACAGCAUUAAAAACCAUCAGUCCAUUAGUUCAGGGAGAGUAAAAGUCCACCUUCACCAGAAGGAUCAACAUUGUGAACUUUCUCUAAAUUGAAACAUGACAGAUCGAACAAAUAACUUCCCUCCUUUGCCAAAAUUUCUUCGUAUAAAGCCAUGCUUUUACCAAAAUUUUGAUGAGGAAAUUCCUCAACCCCACCGCCAGCUUGUGCGUCGCGUCUACAAUCUUUGGAUGUUGUAUUCCAUGACAUUAUGUGUGAACGUGGUGGGCUGCAUAGCCUGGUGGGCCGGCGGUGGUAAUGCCACCAACUUUGGGUUUUCGCUGCUCUGGCUGCUGAUUUUCAGUCCGUGCAGUUACACCUGCUGGUUCAGACCGCUUUAUAAAGCAUUCCGGGCUGAUAGUUCCUUCAACUUCAUGGCGUUCUUCUUCAUUUUCUUCCUGCAAUGUGUGCUUGCCUUUAUCCAGAGUUUGGGAAUAUCCGGUUGGGGCGUUUGUGGUUGGAUUGCCACAGUGAUAUUCUUUGGCACAGAUGUAGUCGCGGCUAUAUUUAUGCUCAUCUGCACUCUGCUCUUCACUGUAAACGCACUUCUCAUGGCAUUCGUUCUCAUCAAGGUUCAUCGACUGUAUCGUGGCGGAGGGGGCAGUUUUCAGCGGGCACAGGAAGAAUGGACCACCGGUGCAUGGAAAAAUCCAACUGUAAGAGAAGCUGGAUUCAAUGCCAUCUCUGAAACUGGCCCCAGCCUGCCCCAGUACCCAGCCGCUGUGCCCAAUUACCCAGAAAGCGGGCCCUGGUGAUACCACUUCUGAUCUACAGAUGGAGCCAAAGCAACACUGGUUGUCCUAAUAUUAAAGGCGCAGUUUGCAGAG